AACCUCGCCUCCCCCUCCUCGGCCAUGUGAUCCCCACACGUCACUGCUUUCGAUGGGUUCGGUUCACACCGCCGCGGAAGAAGCAAGGCAUCAGAUGAGUGGCGAUGGGCGUGCAUGCAGUAGGCGCUACAGCGCAGGACGAGCCCAAGCCCUCGCACCCAUGUCGAUUGCGGCCUCGAUCGGGAUAUUUUAGCGCCUCGGGUGCGGCGAUUUAGAGGAGAACUAGAUUUGCAGUGGAUCUCGUCGUCUCCUUGACCACGAUAAUAGAUUUCCGCAUCAAACGGUCUGCUGACUCGAAACCCAGCUUUGGCAUCUUGUCGUCUCCUUGGCACCGCAAUCCGCGCUUCCCUCUCUGUCUCUGCCCGCCAUCAUACUAUAAGCCGACAGAUCUGCCCCCUGGUUUUGCUCUCUAAAGCUACUCCCUCUCUCUCUCUCUCCCCCGGAAGCUGGUUCGUUUUGCAGCAGGUGUGGGUUGCUGAGAAGUGACGCAGAUUUGCAGAGGAUGGCGAGCCAUCUCCUCCGCCAGCCUCGUUGGGUGCUGGUUGCAGUGGCGCCUGCCUUGUUGUUUUUGUCGUUGGUUGUGCCCUUUUCGGCGGCGAAGCUGACCACUGGGUACUACCGGAAGUCCUGCCCCAGGGUGGAGCAGAUCGUGUCGGACGUGGUGACCAACAAGCAGAUCAGCAGCCCCACCACGGCCGCUGGCGCGCUUCGGCUCUUCUUCCAUGACUGCUUCGUGGGCGGCUGCGACGCAUCCGUGCUCGUCUCCACCAAUGCUUUCAACCGCGCGGAGCGGGACGCGGACAUCAACCUGUCGCUCCCGGGGGACGCCUUCGACGCCGUGGUCCGCGCGAAGACGGCCCUGGAGCUGCAGUGCCCCGGCACCGUCUCCUGCGCCGACAUCCUAGCGCUGGCCACCCGCGACCUGGUGUCCAUGCUCGGCGGGCCCUUCUACGCCGUGCCGCUGGGCCGCAAGGACGGCCUCGCCUCCCACGCCGCCUCCGUCGAGGGCAACCUCCCCCGUCCUAACAUGACCAUGGACGCCAUGAUCGCCCUCUUCGCCGCAAAGGGCUUCACCGAGCAGGAGAUGGUCGCCCUCGCCGGCGCCCACACGGUGGGCUUCUCCCACUGCAAGGAGUUCGCGGCGCGGAUCUUCCGGUACAAGGCCGGCGAGCCGAGCGCGUUCGACCCGUCCAUGGACCCGCGCUUCGCGCAGGCGCUGCAGAAGGCCUGCUCCAAGUACCUCAAGGACGACACCAUCGCCACCUUCAAUGACGUCAUGACGCCGGGGAAGUUCGACAACAUGUACUACCUGAACCUGAAGAGGGGGCUGGGGCUGCUGGCCUCCGACCACGCGCUGGUGGCGGACCGGAGGACGAAGCCCCUGGUCGACCUCUACGCCGCGAACCAGUCGGCCUUCUUCCGGGACUUCAGCCGCGCGAUGCUGAAGCUCGGCCUGGUCGGGGUGAAGACCGGAAGGAAAGGGGAGGUCCGCCGGAGGUGCCGCGACUUCAACAACCUCUCCACCUGAACCAAGAUUUCCACAACGAGAUUGCUGUUGCCAUAGCUUCCACUAUUAUCUGUCUCAAACAGUGGGUAGAGUUAGAUUGGUCAGGAAAGCAGGGGAGGGGAUCCAACCGAGGCUUCUCCUUCAUGCUUUCUCUAUAGAUCGAUCACUUGAUACAUAUAAGCCGAGGAGGGGUUUGCAUUUCGUUGAUUUGGAGCUCUCCUCGAUCGGAUUUGCCCGUUUUUCCUAUGUAGCGGUGAUUUGAUAGCAGCUGAACGAAACUUGGCCCUUUUUUCUUA
This is a messenger RNA of Musa acuminata AAA Group (dessert banana), 1803 nucleotides long. RefSeq names its product peroxidase 31-like. NCBI's taxonomy places the organism in Eukaryota, Viridiplantae, Streptophyta, Magnoliopsida, Zingiberales, Musaceae. The record is from RefSeq and is a predicted model, not a curated record. Gene Ontology annotation, biological process: hydrogen peroxide catabolic process; response to oxidative stress. Bases 503 to 1528 code for a protein of 341 amino acids. The transcript has a single exon. Gene Ontology annotation, molecular function: peroxidase activity; heme binding.